AUGACUCUCGGCGCGUUGUCUGGCUCUGGCAGCUCGUCGGCGGUCAGCUUCUGCUCGUGUUGCGGGGUCAAAAUGCAGCCUUACUUCACCGGCGAAGCUGUGGUGUCAAAUAAUGAAAUCAACCAACUUAUCAGCGAAAGCUUCCUCACAGUAAAAGGUGCUGCCCUUUUUCUUCCAAGAGGAAAUAGUCCUCCACCAGACUCAGCACCUCAUAUCAGCCAGCGCUGGAACAAACACACAGGGGAUCUCCAGAAACAUCUUCAGACUAUGUUCACUGUGCUGCGGCCAGAGGACACAAUCAGACUAGCUGUGCGUCUGGAGAGUUCUUACCCUCAGGUAACCCGUUACAUGGUGGUGGUAUCCACCAAUGGUAGGCAAGACACAGAGGAAAGCAUUGUUCUUGGCAUGGACUUCUUUUCCUCUGACAGCUGCUGUACAGUGGGUCUCGUUCUACCUCUGUGGAGUGACACACUGAUCCACUUGGAUGGAGAUGGAGGUUUUAGCGUGUCAACUGUCAAUCGAGUUCAUGUAUUCAAGCCAGUCUCAGUUCAAGCAAUGUGGUCAGCUCUUCAGUCGCUCCACAAAGCUUGCGAUGUUGCCCGCUGCCACAAUUACUACCCAGGUAGCCUGUUCCUAACAUGGGUCAGCUAUUAUCAGAGCAGGAUCUCCUCCAACCAGUUCUGCAUCAAUGAGUGGAACGCCAUGCAGGAUGUUGAGUCACACCGUGCCAAUUCACCUGUUCUCUUCACAGACUUGCCUACUGAGAGGGAGCGCACGGAGAGACUGAUCAAAAUGCGUCUCAGGGAGAUAAUGAUGCAAAAGGACUUAGAGAAUGUUACCUGUAAAGAGAUCCGCACAGAGCUGGAAAUGCAUAUGGUGUGCAACCUGAGGGAGUUUAAGGAGUUCAUAGACAAUGAGAUGAUUGUCAUCCUUGGUCAAAUGGAUAGCCCUACAGAGAUCUUUGAACACGUUUACCUGGGCUCCGAGUGGAACGCUUCCAACUUGGAGGAGCUGCAAAACAGUGGCGUUCGUUACAUCCUAAAUGUUACAAGAGAAAUAGACAACUUCUUUCCGGGAAUGUUUGAGUACCACAACAUCAGGGUGUAUGAUGAGGAGGCCACCAACCUUCUCGAAUACUGGAAUGAAACCUACAAGUUCAUCACAAAAGCCAAGAAAGCUGGUGCCAAGUGUCUGGUUCACUGUAAGAUGGGCGUGAGUCGCUCGGCCUCUACAGUGAUCGCCUACGCAAUGAAAGAAUACGGCUGGACGCUGGACGCCGCCUUUGAACACGUCAAGGAAAGACGAGCUGUUACCAAACCGAAUCCUUCAUUCAUGAAGCAGCUGGAGGAAUAUCAGGGAAUUCUGCUCGCCAGCAAACAACGGCAUAAUAAACUGUGGCGCUCCCACUCAGACAGUGACCUAACAGAUCGUCCAGAACAAUUGUGUAAAUCCUCAACGCACUCCCUUGGACGCUCAGACUCCCGGAGCAACAACAAUUCUUCCCCCGCCUUGCAUCACUUCCUGGGAGUUGCGGUGCUCCAAGCUCUAGUUUCUGAACCUGAUGAAACUACCAAAUUGAACUCUGACCUUCCCACACAUUUCAAUGAUGCAGGUGACUCACUGGUUAACGAGUCGGACAAAACAGAUCAUAAUGGUACGCCCACACCUUCCUUGCCUCAACUGCACACAGCCGUGCUUGUCCUGGAAGAAAACAUGGGCAGCACUACGAAUGGGGUCAUCACAGCGACUACCACGACUUCCCAUCCUUCUCCCUUGCUCCACAUUCUCCCUCCAACUCCUGAAGUUCGGAAUGGUCGCCAAGUUGAGACACCAUCAGAAAGCCUAGAAAAGGAACCACUGGAACUGUUUAUUCAUUUUCCUGAGCAAAGCAGCUCCGAGGACCUUUCUCUCAUCACGGCCAUGUCCUCAGACACUUCUGAGCAGUCGCCGUCAGAUUCUCAAAGUGAAAAACCCAGCCCGCCCAGUCUGAUCGGCGACACCGCUCUCCAAUUGCUGCUUUCCCCGACAGAACACAGUGAUGACAACAACAACCCAAAACAGAUUCAAGCCAAAGAAACAUCAGACGGCCGUGGAGAGGCCGACGGCUCGUCAAACCACAGCUCGGACAGCAUUGACUUCUUCAGCGCCAGGGAAAAGUUUCUGGGCUUAGCUCAAGAGGACAAGACGCCGAAACUAUCAGAGCAAAGAACCCCCUCUCUGGAUGGUGACAACAACAUAGGAACUGAGGAAGAUGAGGAGAGUGAACAAGUGACAUCUCAGUCGGUGGACAGCGAUGACAAGCUCAGCCCCGACAUUCUGCAUCAGCCUCCCCACGACAACGGAAUAUCUGUUCGCCAUAUUGUCACUGAGAUCGAAGCCAUUUGCCAGCCAACCACUCCCUUAAGUCCUUUAACUCCUUUGUGUCCGCCCUUGCACUCGGACCCGCAGGAGGACAUGCAACCAGAAGUCUCGCCACGCCCUUUAACCCCUCCCUCGACAACACGGGACCUGCCGGCAGGUUCCGUGCGACGGGCCACUGAGCAGCUCGAGCUGAAGCUGAGGCAGGAAACAGAGAUGGCGACAGCGCGGCGCUCCCCGUGUGGUGAACACCCACCUGUCCGAAUGUCUGAACAGCCAGCCCACGCAAAGGGCGAGACAGCCGUUGACGACGAGGACGUGAGACUGAAUAGCUUAGGAACACAAAGCCACAUGUUUGGUGCUCUCCAUGAGCCUCAAAGCCAUAUUAUCUGUGAUACUCACACAGACUCAUCUCUAAAAACCUUAAGCCCAUCCCAAAGAGACAGCACGUUCCAAAUAAUUCUGGAUGGGGUCACAAUUCAGGAGUCAGAUCCUGAUGAGAACUCGGAGUUCCCGGGCGAACAAAAGGGUUGCGGUCCUGACUGCGACGCCCGAAAGCGCCUGGAGCGAAGCGGCCAGGAGCUGGAGCGGAUUCAGCAAACGUUGAGAGAACUGCAGGCGUUCCUCCUCGAAGGUAGCAGCGUGGAGGCAUUGGACACAAGCGCGCCUAGUGUCGUCACCAAAGAGGAAUCCCCUCCGUGCCCGGAUGCGACAUGGCGGCUUCGACGAAGCGAAAAGAGUUUCUUGCAGGCGGCCGGGUGGCGGCGGGCCGUCGAGCUAGAGGCUCGCAUCCGCCAGGCUGGCCUCACGCCCCCUUCUCUCAUGAAGAGGUCUGCCUCCUUGGCUAAACUGGACUGCCUGGAAUUAUCAGCGAAUGACCUCAGCGACCUUGACCUGAGGCAAGAACCCUUGGCGACGACGGCGGAGGCGCGCUCCCACGACACGUUCACAGCAUCUCCGUCACAUUUGGACGACACUUGGAAGAAGCAGAAAGUUCUUACUCGGAACGGCAGGCCCGAAAAGACACGUUUAUCAAGUGACGAUUUCUCUCCGUCCCCCGAGAGGAGCAAGAGGGAGGACCCGGAUGGCGGCGGGUGUGGCUCGCUCGGAACGUCGCCACGGCAACAGAGGAGGGCUCACUCUUCCAGACGUUCUCGCAAAGCCAACGAGAGGAAGCAGCGCACUGCCGCCGUGCUGCUGUACAACACCAUGUGA
This is a messenger RNA of Nerophis lumbriciformis (worm pipefish), 3573 nucleotides long. The record is from RefSeq and is a predicted model, not a curated record. NCBI's taxonomy places the organism in Eukaryota, Metazoa, Chordata, Actinopteri, Syngnathiformes, Syngnathidae.